Protopolystoma xenopodis is the source of this 414-nucleotide messenger RNA. NCBI's taxonomy places the organism in Eukaryota, Metazoa, Platyhelminthes, Monogenea, Polystomatidea, Polystomatidae. The record is from the annotation of a GenBank genome assembly.
GUUGCCGCGGCAAUACUCUCUGUCAGUGCCUCCAGAUUUGGCCCUACAGACCGUGUUGCUAUGGCUACCGAACACUCAAAACACCAGUUCACACAGGCCCACCACCAGACCCCUUCGACUGAAUGGAUUAGGCAAGACUCCGAGAGUGGGUUCGUUGGGUUUUUGUCUCUAUUUGCCCCUUGAAUGCUCGCCACUCUGUCUGCACACGUCUUCAUGUGCGUCAUCCUCCGUCGGAAUGGCCGGUUGCCAGCCCGUCCUGUCUGUAGCACCUCUGUACCGCCGGACAGUGUGACGCUCCUUUCGCCUAUUCGGCCUACCAUCAGUUGUCUUGACAACCUGCUGUUCACUCAAGCCCUAUACCUCCUCCAUUCCACUCAACAGCUCACCUUCCUGUCCUCCUUUGCCGCUUGCUAG